Messenger RNA from Vanrija pseudolonga, 1470 nucleotides. Its product is annotated as Sugar transporter STL1. Bases 1 to 1470 code for a protein of 489 amino acids. The transcript has 4 exons. Gene Ontology annotation, cellular component: membrane. Gene Ontology annotation, biological process: transmembrane transport; carbohydrate transport. The record is from RefSeq and is a predicted model, not a curated record. Lineage: Eukaryota; Fungi; Basidiomycota; Tremellomycetes; Trichosporonales; Trichosporonaceae. Gene Ontology annotation, molecular function: carbohydrate:proton symporter activity.
AUGGGUGGUCUCUUGACUGGCGACGCGUGGGUCGCGCAGUUCCCCGAGAUCAACACGAACAAGGGCGCGAAUGGGUCUUCCUCGCUCCAGGGUACAGUCGUGGCCAUCUACGAGAUUGGGUGUCUCUUCGGCUCGCUGAUCGCGUUCGCAAUCGGCGACUAUCUCGGCCGGCGACGAAUGAUCAUGCUCGGCAGCGUGAUCCUCAUCAUUGGGGCUGCGCUCCAGACUGCCGCGUACGGCAUCCCACAGUUCAUUGUCGGCCGCAUCGUAGCAGGCAUCGGUAACGGUAUCAACACGUCCACUGUGCCUCUGUGGCAUAGCGAGACGACGCGCGCGCAUAAUCGCGGCAGGGCGGUGGCGACCGAGCUGGCCAUCAACACGUUCGGCACGAUGUCAUCUUACUGGAUCGACUACGGCUUCUCGUUCGUCAAGAACCAGUCGCAGUUCCGCGCGCCGCUCGGGUUCCAGAUGGCCUUUGCGAUCGUGACGCUCGUCCUGAUCCAGUGGUGUCCCGAGUCGCCGCGAUGGCUGCUCUCGCGCGGGCGGGAUGCCGAUGCGCAGGCGGUGCUGAGGCAGCUGUCGGUCGAGCCACUCGCGUACCGCGAUGCAGUGGUCGACGCCGAGUUUAAGCAGAUCACCGAGUGGAUCGCCGAGGAGAAGGCAGCACUCGUGCGCGACGGAAAGCCAAUCUCGCAGUUCCGCGCGUGCUUCACGAACGGCAAGGACCGGUACUUCCACCGCCUGGUGCUCGGCAUGGGCUCGCAGUUCAUGCAGCAGCUGUGCGGCAUCAAUGCGAUCGCGUACUACUCGGCCGUCAUCUUUGAGCAGUCGGUCGGGCUAGCGCGCAACACGUCGCUGCUGCUGGCCGGCGGCAACGGCAUCGUCAACCAUCUCGCGUCGAUCCCGCCCAUCUUCAUCAUUGACCGCAUCGGACGGCGCAAGCUCAUGAUCUGGUCGGUGGCGGGACAGGCAGUGUGCAUGGCCCUCAUGGCGGGCGGGACGAGCAGGACCGCGCAUGGCCCCGGCAUCGUGGCGACGACGGGCAUCUUCUUCUUCUCCUUCUUCUUUGCCUCGGGCCUGCUCUCCGUCCCCUGGCUCUACCCGACCGAGAUUGCGCCGCUUCCUAUCCGAACCUGCUCUGCGGCGCUUGGUUCGGCAUCCAACUGGAUUUGGAACUUUGUCGUGGUCGAGAUCACGCCCAUUUCGCUCCAUUCGAUCGGGUACAAGACGUACAUCUACUUUGCCAUCUUCAACGCGCUCUUCGUGCCGCUCAUCUACUUCUUCUAUCCCGAGACCCGGCAGCUCUCGCUCGAGAACGUCGAUCUGCUCUUUACUGGGCCCAAGGUGCUCAUGCACCUGCCCGAGGAGCUGCGUGUCCCGGAGCCUGUGGUGAGCACGACCUCGCCUCAACCCGAUGUGGAGAAGAAGGGAGACAGUGGCUCUUAUGUCGUGCACGCUGAAUUCAAAUAG